Cordyceps fumosorosea ARSEF 2679 is the source of this 534-nucleotide messenger RNA. RefSeq names its product Appr-1-p processing. The coding region runs from base 1 to 534 and encodes 177 amino acids. Lineage: Eukaryota; Fungi; Ascomycota; Sordariomycetes; Hypocreales; Cordycipitaceae. The transcript has 2 exons. The record is from RefSeq and is a predicted model, not a curated record.
AUGUCCGCCACCGACUUCACGGUCCAAACCGCACGUCUCUCGCUGCGCGAGCUGCCCCCCGACAGCCACCUCGUCCACGCAACCAACUGCCUCGCAACAUGGGGCUCCGGCAUCGCCGCCGAGCUGGCCAAGAUCUUUCCGGACGCCUGUCGUGUUUACAAGGCCUUUUGCCACGCCGCCAGGCGGCGCGCCGGUGGCGAGGUCAGCCGGUGGCCGCCGCGCAGCCUGGCCGGACAGUGUCUGGUGAUCCCGCCGCAGCCCGGCGACGUGGCCCGCGGCGCACCCCGCGUGCACAUCACGCGGGCGAGCCUGGCGGCGUAUCGGCGCGUGGUGGAUGAGAAGAUGUCGACGACGACAGAGGCGGCAGUAGCAGAAGGGCCAAGGAGGCAACCGGCGGCCAUCUACUCGCCCAUGUUCAACUCGGGCGCGUUUCGCGUGCCGUGGCAGAGGACCCUCGCGGCAAUCGAAGAGGAGUUUGCGGGCGCCAAGGCGACGUGGACGGUGGUGCUUCCGCCAACGCAGGGGAGCGGGUGA